CCCAACCAGGGAUUGAACCUGAACCCCCUGCAUUGGAAGGCAAAGUCCUAACCACUGGACUGUCAGGGAACUCCCAACAUAAAGUUUUUGAGACUCACGUUGGCACCCAGGCCAGUAGUUGGCCCGUUUUCAUUGCUGCAUAAUUCCCUGGGAUUAGUGAAUUCAUUUCUUGAUAAGUUUUUGCAUCGUUUGCCAGAUUGAUAGUUUAAAAAGCAAAUCUGAUUGUGUCUCGGAGCUGAUUUAGACCCCGUGAAACAUUCUCCAUCUUUCUCAGAAUUAAUUCAAACCUCUCCUCAGGGCCUGGAAUGGCCUCUUUUGCCUCAGUUUCCCCCUCACUCCUGAGCUCCAGGUACAGGAGCUCCAGGUACACUGCUCUCCUCUCUGUGUUCGAAGGGUCCAUGCUGCUUCCAGCCGAGGUCUUUGCACAUGCUGACCCCUCUGCUUUGCAAUGUGCUCUGCCCCCAUCCCGACCUGCUUCACUGGCUAAACCUUCAAGUCUUUAAGAUCGUAAGGCACCUGGAUGAUUUACAUCCUCAGGGACGCUUCAUUGACCAGCCCCCACUUUUAGACGCCACACCUCCUUGUAGCUCCCUACACUUCUUCCUUCGUUGUCCUCACUGUAAAUAACAAUUUGUAUGAUUAUUGGAUUAAUAUCUGUCUCCCCCGUCAGACUGUGAGCUCUGUGAAGACCAGCACUGGUUCUGUUUAGUCUCCAGCAUCACCCGGCCCAAAGCCUGCACUCACUCAGCAUUUACUGAGUGUUGAAUGUUGAGUAGACCCUCUGUGUGAGCCUUAUAUCCUCUCCCCACCGCCACAAACACACAGACUUUCUCCUGGGAACUGCCAGGGAACCUUGACUCCCGCCCUUUCAAUCCUUGGCAGUGGUGGGUGACGCAUCCAGGGGCGGGUGUCGCGCCCCACAGCUGAGGCUGAUUUGGCCUGGUUGGGCAAGGCCAGGGUUGCCUGGGGCGAGGUUACUCAUCCUGGGCUCACGUAAGAGGACCCGGGUUGGGAGGCGGCACAGCUAGAGUGGAAGCCGAGAGAGCAGGACGGAACCAUGGACCCCGCCAGGAAAGCAGGCUCCCGGGUAGCGAUCUGGGCAACGGGCUGGCUGCUGCUGCUGCCUCCGCUGCUGCUUCUAGAAGGAGCGCAGGCCCUGGAGUGUUACAGCUGCGUGCAGAAAGCCGAUGACGGAUGCUCUCCGCAGAAGACUAAGACGGUGAAGUGCGCGCCAGGCAUGGACGUCUGCACAGAGGCCGUAGGGGCGGUGGAAUCUAUCCACGGGCAAUUCUCGGUGGCAGUGCGGGGCUGCGGUUCGGGACUCCCGGGCAAGAAUGAUCGCGGACUGGACCUUUACGGGAUUCUGGCUUUCGUCCAGCUGCAUCAGUGCUCCCAGGACCGCUGCAACGCGAAGCUCAACCUCACCUCGCGAGCACUCAUCCCCGCAGGCAAUGAGAGUAACUACGAGCCUAAUGGGGUCGAGUGCUACAGCUGCAUGGGGCUGAGCCGCAAGGAGUGCCAGGGUACGGCGCCGCCCGUCGUGAGGUGCUACAACGCCAGCGACCACUUGUACAAGGGCUGUUUCGACGGCAACGUCACCUUGACGGCAGCUAACGUGACUGUAUCCUUGCCUGUCCGGGGCUGCGUCCAGGAUGAGUCCUGCACCCGGGAUUCAGCGACAGGCCCAGGGUUCACGCUCAGCGGCUCCUGCUGCCAGGGGUCCCGCUGUAACUCGGACCUCCGCAACAAGACCUAUUUCUCCUCUCAAUUCCCACCCCUUGUCCUGCUGCCCCGUCCUCCGUCCACCACUCUGGCUGCAAACAACUCUGUCAGUACUUCUGCCCCAACCCUGGCCUCCACUUCCACCACCAAACCCACCCCAGCCCCGUCCUCCACUUCCACCACCAAACCCACCCCAGCCCCAGCCAGCCAGACUUCUCCAAAAGAGGUCGAACCUGAGACCUCCCAGGUGGAGGAAUCUACCUCGGCUGGAGGUACUAGUGGCCACCAAGACCGUAGAAAUAUUGGGCAGUACCCCAUAAACGAUGGGCCCCCUAAUAAAGGCUCUGCAGCUCCUUCAGUGGGGUGGGUGGCUCUUCUGUUGGCUGUGGCUACUGUCACCUUACUAUGAACUUCUCUACCUCUUGCCCUACUUCCUUGGCCAUGGGUACCCUCCCUUCCCAUUACUCCCUCUUCCACCACUGGACUGGGCUGGCCCAGCCCCUGUUCUCCCUAGCUUUUGCUGCACUGGUUUGCGGCUUUGGGACAGAAAGUUACUAUUGUAUAUAUCCUGCCAGGGUGUUCCAGCUUUUUGAGGGCAGCAACUGUAUCCCCCUCAUCUUUGUCUCUCCCUGGUCUUCUCCUGGUGCCUAGGUCAGAGGGAAGUCAGAGCUGUCCCAGGGAAGGUGGGAGAGACAGUGAUAAGCUUCGUAUUCGCUUUCUCACAGUCAACCUGGAAUAGGAGAGAUGGGGUCUGAGGGCUCUGCCUCCUGCCCCUGAAUCUUUGUGGGAGUCAUUUUUUGGCAUCUUCUUUGUCUUCUUUUAUAGACUGUGAGCUCCUCAAGGGCAGGGACCGUGCCUUACGCCUCAGUGUGGUCAAUGUCUGGCACAUAAGGCUUCAAUAAAAGUUUAAUUACUUUGUA
This is a messenger RNA of Aethalodelphis obliquidens (Pacific white-sided dolphin), 2642 nucleotides long. RefSeq names its product LY6/PLAUR domain containing 3 (gene LYPD3). Gene Ontology annotation, cellular component: plasma membrane. The record is from RefSeq and is a predicted model, not a curated record. The coding region runs from base 1058 to 2131 and encodes 357 amino acids. NCBI's taxonomy places the organism in Eukaryota, Metazoa, Chordata, Mammalia, Artiodactyla, Delphinidae. The transcript is spliced from 5 exons.